AUGACCACCAGCACCUCGACCAGCACCACCAACACCACCAGCACCACCACCAGCAGCAUCACAACUUGCACCACCAGCAGCCGCACCACCAGCAGCAGAAGCAGCACCACCAGCAACACUAGCACCAGCAUCCCCAGCACCAGCACCAGCAUCACCAGCACCACCAGCACCACCACCAACAGCACCAUGACAUGCACCAACAGCAGCAGCACCACAAGCAGGAGCACCACCACCAGCACCAGCAGCACCACCAGCAGGAGCACCACCACUAGCACCAGCACCAGCACCAGCACCAAAACCACCACCACCACCACUAGCACCACCAGCAGGAGCACCACAACCAGCACCAGCAGCGCCACCAGCACUACAACCACCAGCAGUGCCAGCACCUGCACCACCACCACCACCACCAGCACCACCCCCAGCAGCACCAGCAGCCACACCAUCACCAACACCACUAGCACCAGCAUCCCCAGCACCAGCACCAGCACCACCAGCACCACCACCACCAGCAGCAGCACCACUACCAGCACUAGCAGCACCACCAGCACCACCAGCACCAGCUCCAUAUCCACCACCAGCAGCACCACCAACAACACCACCACCAGCACCACCAGCAAAAGCAGCACCAACACCGCCACCAGCACACCCACCACCAGCACUAACACCACCAGCAACUCCACUAGUACCACCAACACCACAAGCACCACCACAAGCACCACCACCAAAAGCAACACCACUGCCAGCACCUCCGCCAGCACCACCAGCACCACCACCACCAACAUCACCACCACCACCACUAACUCCACCAAAACCACCAGCACCAGCACCACCACCGCCACCAGGACCACCACCACUAGCACCACCAGCAUCACCAGCACCAGCACCACCAUGAACACCACCACCAUCAGCACCACCACCCGCAGCAGAAGCACCACCACCAGCACCAUCAGCACUACAACCACCAGCACCACCAGCACCAGCACCACCACCACCAGCACCACCAUGAGCAGCACCACGACCUGCAAGACCUGCAGCAGCACCACCAGCAGCAGUACCACAACCAGCACCAGCAGCACCACCAGCAACACCACCACGAGCAGCAGCACUACCAGCAGCAGCACCACCACUACCAGCACCACCACCAUCUCCACCAACAGUACCACCAGCAGCACUACCUGCACCACCAUCACCAACACCACCAGCAGCAGCACCACCAGCACCAGCAGUACCACCACCAGUAGUACCACCACCAGCACCAGCACCAGCACCACAACCAGCACCAUCUGCAUCACCACUAUCAGCACCACCAGCACCACCUCUGCUCCACCAGCUUCACUAACACCACCAGCACCAGCACCAACACCAGCACAACAAACAGCACCACCACCGCCAGCACGUCCAUGA
This is a messenger RNA of Carcharodon carcharias (great white shark), 1407 nucleotides long. RefSeq lists its product as uncharacterized. The transcript has 6 exons. NCBI's taxonomy places the organism in Eukaryota, Metazoa, Chordata, Chondrichthyes, Lamniformes, Lamnidae. The record is from RefSeq and is a predicted model, not a curated record. Bases 1 to 1407 code for a protein of 468 amino acids.